Molecule: messenger RNA, 2103 nt
Organism: Symbiodinium sp. CCMP2456
Lineage: Eukaryota; Dinophyceae; Suessiales; Symbiodiniaceae
Source: the annotation of a GenBank genome assembly
AUGCCGGCCCCCGACAGAAAACAGCUUCACGGGGAGAUGGAAGCGGCGUCGAACCUGGAGGCAUCCGAGUUCGCCGAGUUCCGGGACAUUGCCAUCGAAGUGCCUCCGGGCCUUCAAGGCGUGGAAGAAGGACUGCGGCAACUUCGUCAGCUUUUCGAAUUCGAGAUCCAGAGCAUCACGACGCGCUUGGGGACCGUCGAAAAGCAGCUCGGCAUUUCGGAGUGUCAGAAUCCGAACUUCAAAAACACAUCGCCGGACAGCAGUGCCGAAAAGGUCGGCACUGUGAAGACGGAAGACACAUCUACGCCCGUGCGCAUUGAGGAAAGUGCGUGGAACAUCGUGUUGGUCCUUGGCUUGGAGGAUGUAGGUUGGUUUGACAAUGUUUUUGCAGUGCUGCUGGUGCUGCUGAACCUGCUGAUGCAGGUGUCGUUCAUGCAGAUUCUCUUAUCGGAAUACUUCAUGGGUGAGCCGUUCGAGACGAGUGUGCAGAGUGCAAAGGAUUGGCGGACAAGUAUAGCUCAUGACUCUCGCCACCUGGACUUGGCCGGAACGAGCCUUGUGUCUCGAGUGUGUGCUGGGGAUGGGUCUUUGAUCUUGUCCACGGUGCAGGCCACCCUUGUGGGGCAAAUCAACGACUUCUUGGGCUUGCAAGCAACUGAAUUUGCAUUCAACUUCUGGCAGCCGGGCACUCUCUUGUGCAUGCUGUGCAUCCUACUCUGGAGUUUGUGCGUCUACAAGGAGUUACGAAAGAUCUGGCAUUCCAUGGAGGCGGCCGCAACACUCCCAAAGGCGAGGGUGACCGACUUCCGGGACAACACAAUUCACUGCCUCUCCUACAGUCGCGCCUUUGCACUGAUGAUCACGUACCUCAUCCGAGCAGGCCUAGCCUCUGUGCUCCUGGUUGCCGGAAUCCUCUGGCUGGCAAGGACUACAUCUAUCGAGGAGCUGAUGCUGAACGCGGUUGCAUUGAACGCCAUCUUGGAUGUGGAUGAGUUCCUCUUCGAGGGCAUGACGCCCAUCAAGAUCCAGCGAGCUAUACGAAGUAUCGAGCCCAUCAAUGUUCGCUACACACGCCGACGCAGCCAGGUGGAGUCCUUGGUACAUUUCGUCGCAGUCUUGGCAACGGUCUGGUCUUCGUACCUGUUACUGCUAGUACCUCUUUGCGAAACCAUGCUGACAGUCAAGCACGAGCUGUGUGGCGGCCAGAGAGAUUUCGUGGUCGCUUACAGCUCGGAGACGCAAGUCUCUUGGGGCGUUCGCACAGAGGACAUUGCUACAGUGCGUGCCUCUUAUGAGUUUUCACCCAUCGAACGAGCUGUCAUGUCCUACAAGGGAACUCCUUCGAGUCUACAAGAAGACUGGCCUCAGACCAUUCAUUUCUCAGAUGACAGAAGAACCUUUGACACAGACGUUGCUCGCACGAUGACCAACCUUGGCGAUACUUAUCCAUUCUGCAUGGAAACGACGGUUCUACUGGAAACUGGACAGUUGCAUCAAGACCCUGCCCUUCAGCCAACCGUCGAGACCUUCUUGCGGAAUGCUGCGACAGCUCUGGGACGACCGAAUGCCACGACCUGCGCGGAGCUGGCUGAUCUCUGCAGCUCGCCAGAUGCCCGGCUCCUCCGCAUGACCUGUGCUGAAACCUGUGGCUGUACCGACCCGGAAAGCUCUGCCUGGCACAAGGUGCAGUCUCAGGGAUGUUCCGGGAUCUGCCUGGCCGAAGCUACUGCCAAGCUUCAGACCGCCGAGUGCGAGGAUGAUGUUGUCAACCAUACUGGUUGGCAGUCUUUCUGGCAUGGGUACGAAGGUGCUAUAAUCGGACACUAUGGAGACCGCGUCACCACCACCCAGUUUUUCGGAUGGAUUGGUUCAAUAGCUCAGGAUUUCUUGACUUAUGGCUGCCCCAUUCUGCAGAUACUUCCUACAGAGAUAUUGACCGGCGUUUCAUGGUGCGACGGCCACCCGCAGCUGUUCCGCCCACUAGCUUCCAUGUGCCCAAUCCAGUGUGGCUGCCGUGAUGGGCGCGCACCGACUUUGCCGAACGGUCUCCGGAGCUACUGUCCGAACAGCUGUUCAAACAGCACCCUAGCUGACGUCCCCUGA